AAGUACAAAAUCCGUGAGCCAGCCCCGUCCGUGCAGAGGGGAGACGCGCGCCUUCCGCCUGCUUUCUGCCGAUUCUGCACCGACGAAAACACGCGAGGGGGGACUUUUUGCCAUUUCUCUCGCCUUUAUCGGAAGGAUUUUAACGCUCUUGCUUUUUAUAUAUAUAUAUAUUUAUACUCUCUAAUUAUUACCAUCAUUUUUUAUUCCGCCGAGCCAGAGGAGGAGAGAGGGGGAGAAAUUACGCGUUAUACUUUGGAGAAAGCACAAUGUCAGCGACCUUCCCCGGACUUGUCCACGACGCAGAGAUACGUCACGACGGAUCAAACAGCUAUCGGCUCAUGCAGCUCGGCUGCCUGGAAUCCGUGGCCAACUCCUCGGUCGCCUACUCCUCCUCCUCCCCGCUCACCUACCCGGCACCGGCGGGCACCGAGUUCGCGUCGCCCUACUUCUCCGCCAACCACCAGUACACGCCGCUGCACCACCAGUCCUUCCACUACGAGUUCCAGCACUCGCACCCGGCCGUGGCGCCGGAGGCCUACGGCCUGAACUCGCUGCACUCGGGCCAGUACUACCAGCAGCUGCACCACGGCGAGCCCGCCGACUUCAUCAACCUGCACAGCGCGCGCUCGGCGCUCAAGUCCUCGUGCCUGGACGAGCAGCAGCGGCGCGAGCUCGGCUGCCUGGACGCCUACCGGCGCCAUGACCUGUCGCUGAUGACGUCACACGGAUCCCAGGCCUACGGCGUCGGCAUGCACCACCCGGACCAGAGGCUGCUGCCCGCCGCCGGCCUGGGGCUGCCUCCGCCCACGGGGGACGACCUGCAGGGCUCCGUGGAGGCACAGUGUGGGCUCGUGCUCAACGGACAAGGGGGCGUCAUCCGGAGAGGAGGAACGUGUGUGGUGAACCCUACAGAUCUGUUCUGCUCGGUACCGGGCCGCCUGUCGCUGCUCAGCUCCACCUCCAAGUACAAAGUCACCAUCGCCGAGGUGAAAAGAAGACUGUCCCCGCCAGAGUGCCUCAACGCCUCCUUACUGGGGGGCAUCUUACGCAGAGCGAAGUCUAAGAACGGAGGUCGGUGUCUGCGGGAGAAGUUAGACCGCCUGGGCCUGAACCUGCCCGCAGGACGGAGGAAAGCCGCCAACGUCACACUGCUCACCUCUCUGGUGGAAGGUGAGGCGCUCCACCUGGCCAGGGACUUUGGCUACACCUGUGAGACAGAGUUCCCCAGCAAGGCGGUGGGGGAGCAUUUGGCGAGGCAGCACAGCGAGCCAAAAGAAACCAGCGCGCGCAAGAAAAUGGUUCUGGCGACAAAGCAAAUCUGUAAGGAGUUCCAGGACUUACUGAGCCAAGAUCGCUCUCCUCUGGGCUCGUCCAGACCGACCCCCAUCCUGGACCUGGACAUCCAGAGACACCUCACACACUUCAGUCUGAUCACUCACGGCUUCGGCACGCCGGCGGUCUGCGCCGCUCUCAGCACCUUCCAGACGGUCCUGAGCGAGAUGCUCAACUACCUGGACAAGAACUCGAGCGGGAAGACGAGCGGCCCGACCGACCAGCAGAUCAGCAACAGCUCGGAAAAGACGCAGCUCCGGAAAACAGCCGAGCAGCAGAGCAAAGACGGGAAAACAGAAAAGACUGAGUAGCCCACACCCACCUGGUCCCCGUGCCUUGGAGCGCUGCAUUUAGGAGUGUGUGUGUGUGUGUGUGUGUGUGUGUGGGGGAGUGUGUGUGUGCACAAAGGAUUUGUUUACUCUCAUCUACGUCUGUGUCUUCAUUGGGACAAUUCAUAUUUAUUGUUAUUUAUUUAUUGACCUUCUGUUGAAAGACAAACACUGAGCUGAAAUGUCCCAAAUAAGACGUCCUGUGUGAGGAUGAGCGUCGCCAUGGAGACGGCUGUGGCUCAUCCAAGACUUUUUUUUGUUUGUUUAUUUAUUAAUAAUUACAGGUAGUAGACAUAAGUGGACAUAAGUGACAUGGAGUUUUCCCAGGACAGGAGGGCUCAAAGUCAGGGCUGAAAUCACACUUAUUUUACAAUUUAUUUUUGCAAUAUAACUUUAUUUUCAAUCAAUUAUGUUCAUAAUUAUACCGAUUUUUAUAGAUUUCAAACAUGCCGGAGCACUAAAACAUGAAACGCCAUCCAAAUAUUAACUCAUAUACUUUAUGUACUGCAUUUUUUUUAAAGAAAUGGGCACAAAACAAUCAGAAAUAAACACUCAAAUUGCAAAUUAGCAACUAAACUCACACACUCCCUCACAUAUAUAUACUCACACAUCCAUUUACAGCAGGAAUUCAUAAACUGUCAGUCCAUUUAUCUCUUUUGUGUCAAACUAUCAAGCAAAAAUCUCCGUUUUGCUGAAUGGAAACGAGCCCGUUCAGGCCUCAGGCGUCCUUUCACAAAAAGCAUCUAAAACCUGAACAAACCACCUCCUGAAAGAGUUUUCUGAGGAACCUGAACAUUAAAACACUCUUUAACUCUUUCUUCCCGGAGCCUGUGAUGCAAACGCAGGCGUGAAAUAAGAAGCUCGCGAUACACUUCAUCGCCGAGUGUCUUUAAAAUGAGGAUCUCGUGUUAAAGAGAGGCUCAAACAGCACAUAAUGGCCUUAAUGUCAAUGAUUUUAAAGGUGCAGUGUGUAAAAUAUACAUGGAACUGGUCCAUUGAUAAAAAAAAUUACACAGAUUUGACUGUUUUUACAGGAGCCCACAAUGGACAAACUUCACUUAUUUUGAGUUGUUAUGUUAACUGAAGGCACACACACACACACACACACACGGCCCUCCUGUACCUGUGACAGCACUAAAAACACCUUUUUUUUUUAUCAUUAUUAUUAUUAAUUUAUUUAUUAAUUACUGUUUACAAUCAGUGCCAUGAAGUGUGUUUACCACGUGGAUGAAAGAGGGGAAAGAUGUGAAGUUUCAGGAUGUGAGACACCACUGCCUGGGGGUGGGUACACGUGUGUGUGUGUGUGUGUGUGUGUGUGUGUGUGAGACAGAGAUAAAGAGAGAGCGAGAGAGAGGAGGGUCCGACUCAGCCAUUUUGUAAGAGGUGACUUUGCGGUCGCCGUUGUUCCUCUUCCCUGUGCAUGUCUAUCUUUGUACAACCCCCCCCUCCAAAACCCUCCCCUGACCCCGCCCCCAGACCGACACGAGCUCCGACCGACUCGCUCAUGAACAUUUGUAAAGAUAUAUAUAAAUAUUUAAAUUACUUUUUUUCCUCGUAGGUUUUAACUAUGUACAUGUUAAAACCCCUACCUUCUAAAACGCUGGUGUUCA
This is a messenger RNA of Solea solea (common sole), 3271 nucleotides long. It is a transcript of the gene tfap2d, whose product is annotated as transcription factor AP-2 delta (activating enhancer binding protein 2 delta). The transcript has 8 exons. The record is from RefSeq and is a predicted model, not a curated record. Lineage: Eukaryota; Metazoa; Chordata; Actinopteri; Pleuronectiformes; Soleidae. Bases 267 to 1643 code for a protein of 458 amino acids. Gene Ontology annotation, cellular component: nucleus. Gene Ontology annotation, biological process: regulation of transcription by RNA polymerase II; regulation of cell population proliferation; anatomical structure development. Gene Ontology annotation, molecular function: DNA-binding transcription factor activity, RNA polymerase II-specific; RNA polymerase II transcription regulatory region sequence-specific DNA binding.